Molecule: messenger RNA, 25093 nt
Organism: Lymnaea stagnalis (great pond snail)
Lineage: Eukaryota; Metazoa; Mollusca; Gastropoda; Lymnaeidae
Source: the annotation of a GenBank genome assembly
GCGAUGAUUACUCUGUACUUGAAAAUUUUAAUCAAUAAAAAUAAGUAGUCGAUAAUCUGAAAACUGCUUUGGGUAAAUUGAUGAAAAUAAAAUAUAGAAAAAAACAAUGGGGAAGAAACAGCAUCAAAAAGAUAAGUUGUAAGUUGACGUUUUGAAAUUUUUGAUUCUAUAGCCCAGAGCUCUCUUCAUUUUUUUCCCCACAGAUCCUUCUCAUAACCAAAGAGUUUGCCGAUAAUCUACCGAGUUUGCCUUUAAUUUUAAAAAUAACCAGAAAAAACAUAUUUUUACUUUUCUUCUUUUUACUUAGUCUAGUAAACUUCUUGAGUAGACACUCUGAAGUUUACUAAAGUAAAAAGAAGAAAAGACUAACUAGUACAGUAGUACUAGUAUGAUUACGCUAGUCCUAGCCCUAGGGGCCAUCCAUAAAUGAUGUCACAGGUUUAGGGGGAAGGGGGUCACAUUUUUGUGACAAAGGGGGGCUAAGCAAUAAUCUGACAUCACAAAAAACACUAAAUUACUGAUAUUUUUAACAUUAUUGUUUUAUACAACAAUAAUUUAUUCAAUAAUUAUAAUUAUUUUAUUUUUAAACCACAAUCACUGAGAGCAUCAGUACAGGUAUGCAGAGGUCAGAAAAAUGACAUCUGAUUAAGUUACAUGACGCCACGGAGGGGGAGACUUGGGGCGUAGUGACUUUGACUUUGACAGUUGUGAGAAUUUAUGUUGAAAACUGCAGACGGGGCGGGGGUAAAUAAUCUGCAAAAUUUGCUUGAUGUCAUUUAUGGAUGCCUCCCCCUGAUGUUAGUAUUUAUUAAUAGACUUAUAAUCAUGUCUAGGUCUAGUCCCCUACUUUUACUGACUGCUACUACUACUACUAAACUGUUACCAACUACUACUAACUUACUAGCUAGUAACUAACUUAAUUCUUAACUACAACUUGCAUUAGUUAUAAUUAAUUAUAAUUAUUCCACAGUGACCACAGGUUCCCAAUCUUUUGUGCAUGAAAUAUAUUAUAUUAUUUAAGAAAGCAAAAUGACCCAGGACCCAAUUUUAUAAAAACAUUUUAAUUUUAAUCACAAAGUGAUCUGCAACAUCGAUUAACCUGACCCAUUCAUUUUAAAAAGGUGUUUAUGGUAUUCUAAAAUAAAUUAAACUCAUCAAAAUCUAUUUUUUAACUGUAAGCAUGGUAAAUUUACGCUCGGUGCCCCACUUAUUUCCCUCAUCUGCCAUCAUGGUACCCAUGACACAUCUGUCAUCAUGGCAACCAAAAUGGCAGACAUGUAUAAAAAAAAAAAAAAGUAGUGCAAAAACUUGUCCACUAAAAUGAGGAGGAGAAAGACAGAAUGUGCUAUUUUAGCUCCUUACAGAAAGAAUACGAAAAAUAGGGAAUAUAAUGUUACAAUUUAAUUAAAUAAUUGUUUUAGAAAAAACUUCAUUUCCUAAAAUCUAAUACUCUGCCUAAACCUGAAUGCUAAGUUAGUAUCCCUAACUCAAGUUUAAAUUCACCCCCACCCCCCAACUAACUUAAGCGUUAAUUUACCCCAAAAUUUAGUCGUCGUCGUCCCCCCCCCCCCAACUUAAGCAUAAAUUUACCCUUAAACUUAGUCAUACACCCCGCCCCCCCCCCUAACUUAAGUGUAAAUCUUCAAAUCUUAACGUGAACCCUAAAACCACAUAUUUGUGUGCUACAGUUACACACUGUGCUGUACUGAGAAAAUCAUAAAUUUGAAUAAAAAGAUUAAAAUUAUUUUUUUAAAUAUUCACAAUAAUGAAAACCCAACUUACAGUUUCAUGGUAAUAUACUUUGACACACUUUAUUUUGCAGUUUCUUUUUUUUUUUAUCCAUUUUUUAAAGUGCCAAAACAGUAGCCUUGUUUUAAAUAUUAUAAUUAACUAUUCAAUGAAAAAUUAAUUUAAAACAUUCCAUCAGCGUAUUUAUAUUUUAAAAAAGAACAAUUUACUCUAGUCAUUAUCCACAAAUAAACAAAUGGGAGAGAAUCCUACACAGAAACUCAAAGUGGCGCACUGAACAUAAAUAAGCCAUAAGUAUGAAAUGAUUCAAUAUAACUUUAACACUUGACACAUUCAAAGAAAAUUUCGAUAUUGUAAAUUUGUUAACAAGCUUUAAAUCAUGAUUGAGUAUGUCAUUCUUUUUUGUUUCAAAUGAAGAAAUUUGGAAUAAUCUGUCAGAGAUAUGUAAAAGCAUUUUGAAAGUAAACAAUAAGUUUGAGAAAUUGCUUUAAUACCUUUACUUUUUGUCAUUUAUUUUUCCAACCUGCAACCCCACCAGGAACCCAUAGAUUAGUCUUUUUUGCCCUAGGAGUAAUUUUUUCAUACUAUACUUCUCUUUACGGCUAAUAUAUAUGAUUUGUUAGAGUAUACUGCCCAGGCUAAAAAAAUAUGGGGGGGGGGGGGGGAGUGGGUUUGGUCUUGGGGUGUGUGAAAACACAAUAGAAGUAUUUAUAUUUAUUAAUAACAAAUAAUGGGCUAAUUGACUAGACUUACAUAGCUAGAAAAAACAUACAUAGAACUUUAUUCAAUAUAAUAUUUUAAAAGCUAGUUUAGACGUAUGGUUAGGGCUAUUUCAUAAUGAAUUAAAAUAUAUUAAAUUAAUCAAACAUCAAUCUCAAACUAAUGUAGUAUUAGUUGUUUUGUGAGUAGUCAAAUUCAGAUACUUCUUUUGCUUUAUUAUAAUUGUGUUAUUAAAUAUUAGUGAUGAAGGUAUUCAAGUCUGAAUUUUUAAAAAUUUUAAUUCUGUUACGUUAAUUCUAUACUAAAUGUAACUCUAAUAGCAAUUUUUAAAUUUGAAUUUAUUUUCCUUAUGCAAAAAUUUCACAGAUAUUUAACUACAAAUGAAUGGAAACAUGAGUGGGGAGGCUUUAAGGGAACUCAGAACACAGGUGAAAACUCAAAAUUUCGGAGACUUCCUUAUCACUGCUGCAGGUAUUGAAAAUAAGUUUUCUUCUUUUUAAAAAAAAAGUUUUUCUCUGAAUUUCUGUUAUAUAUUUUAUUACAUUAAUUUUAUAUGGAUGUUAAAUAAAAAUAAAUGCAGAUGUAAGUAUUAUUUUGUUCACAAAUUUUUCUUGCAAGGUACACAUCAGUGUUUUUUUUUGUGUGUUUUUUUUUUAGCAUUUCAUUACAGCCUUUUGAGAACCCCUUGUGUACCAAUGAUGGUGUGAUCUUUGAUUUGAUGUAAGUAAGGGGUCAAUUACAUAACUAACAGAAUGUUCGGGUAAAUAUUCUUGUAACAAUGCUGGAUUGUUGGAUUUGAAAAAGAGUAAAAGUACUAAUCAUGAUCAGGUUAUUUCAUUUUAAUAUUGUUUAAUGAGUCUGAUGCAGUCCUUUAUAUUAUUUGUCUCUUCACAGUAGACUACAUUCACUAUAAAAAAGAUUUUUGUUAAAGUUGCCAUGAAACAGUCAUUUUUACAAAUAACGGUUAACAUGCAAGCACCAUUCAAAAAAUUGUUGGAACAUUCUUUUAAAAUUUAUGUCCAAGGCAUGUUAAUUAAGGAUUUGGGUAUGGUAAACCAUUUUUUUUAUAUUAAGCUUAAAAAUAAGGACAAAAUUAAUUUGUCAUUAAAUGCUUCUCUUAAUACUUUUAAAAAAUUAUACAUUGUCUGAAAAUGGUUUUAUUUUUUUUACCGAAAUUAAUGUUAACAUGUUUAUUAAGCUUUAAUGAAAUUGAAGUCUGAUGACCUACUUAGUAUAAGUAAUUAAGUAUAUGUUGUAAAGCUUGUUUAAAAAAAAAUUAUUUUCAUUAUUUCUUAGGAUGUAUUAUUUUUUUUUUGCAGUUGUUCAGAAAAUAAUUUCAAAAUUGUAUUUCCCUCAGGAAUAUAAUCCCAUUCCUAAAGAAGUAUGGAGUUAAUCCAGCCAAUGGGGAGGUAAGAGAUGAGAAGUCCAAAUAUAAGUAUGAGAGACUAUUAUUUUUUAAAAUAAUGAGAAAUGAUUUUUUAUUUUAAACAUUAAUUAUGUCAGCUUUAUUUCAAAUUAUUAUGCUUAAGUUAAAUAAAUAACCUUGCAAACGGGGGAGAAUCUAGGGAAUGACCUAGCUAAGGAAACUUUUACAACCUUUACUUACAUUUGAAAAUAAUAUUCUUGAUAAAAUAAUAUAUCUUGGAUCAAAGAAACUUGUCCUGUUAGGUUUAAUGUUAAGUAUAACUUUAAUUUCAAUCUUAAAAAUUUAAUGUUAUCAAUCUUAAAAAUUUAAUGUUAAUCCCUACUGGUUAUUCUGUACCACAAUUUUUUUGUGCUUUUUUAAAUAAAAAAUAAUAAUUUAUACAGUUUUGUUCACGAUUGAGAUAAUUUAAAUCAGACCUAUAAAAAUCAUGAUUUAAAUAAAAUUUGUUAAAGUUAUUUAUUUAUCGUAUCUAUUUAUAUUUUAAGAUCAUAGACACUUACUUAAAAGAACUUAUGUUUGUUUUUAUUUAUUAUUAUUCACAUAAUAUAUUUUUCUCUAUAUAUAAUUAUGAUUACACAUUUCAUAAUGAUAAAAUUCAUUUUUAUUCAAUUAAACUUAGAUUUUUCAAAUUAGACUUGGGGGUUCUGAAAGAUAGAAAAUUACUUUUUCUAUUUAGAUUAUUUUAUCAGAAGGCUUUGGUGAAAUUGAAUGACAUUGACGAAUGGCAAAAUUAUGACAUUGAUCAUUUGAAAGUGUGAAACUGAACUGAAAUUCUUCUUCAUAUAGAUUAGAUCAGCGGUUCUCAACCUGCGGGUCGCGACCCCUUUGGGGGUCGCACAAGAUUUUCCCAGGGCUCACCUAAGACCAUCUGAAAACACAUAUGUUCUACAGUUAUGAAGUAGCAACGAAAAUAACAUAAGGAACUGUAUUAAUCGGUCGCAGCAUUAGGAAGGUUGAGAACCACUGGAUUAGAUAGAGACCAUAAUAUUAUGACUAUGAAUUUUUUAAAAAGGUUUUAAAUCUUUUUUUAAGUUAAUUAUUUGAUAUUUCAUAACAAAUUUUUAUUAAAACACAAAAAGAAAUUUCAUUUUGGGAAAAAUUAUGAAAAUCCUUUUAAAAUGUAAAUGGAUUUAAUUAAGAUUUUUUUAAUGUUUCUAGUAUCAUGUUACUUAAAUUUAAAUGAGUAUGUUAAAGUCAAUUUAUUGAUUUAAAUGAUAUUUUCUAAAUUAUUUCUAAUUUUUAUAAAAAUUAAUAUACUAUAAAUAGAAAUUAAAAAAUAAAAAGAUAAGAAAAAAUCUAUUUAAAAUAUUUUUGAAUCUGAUUUAAAAAGUAAGAUUUGAAUUUGUUUAAUCAAUUUAAAUUUUGACAUCCAAUAUAAUUCAAGAAGUUGAUUUAAAUGCAAUCCCCUAUAUUAUUUUAAUUUUUAUUAACAUUCCUAUAAUUCAAAAUUUAAAGCUAUCCUUAAAAAAAAGAGAAAAUAUUCAUAUUUUUUGUUAUUAUUUUUGACAUUAUUAAAUUAUCUAAAGGGGAUGAAAUUAAGAGUUAACCAAGACACAUGAGAGGGACAUGCAAUUAUACAAUUUGUUUUCAUGAUAUCUUAUCAUUUCCAUGACUUAAGAGUUUGGAAACCUUUUCAUAACCUCAACUUUUGUAUUUCAAUCUAGAAAAUUACAUCUAAGGACCUAGUCAAAUUGAACUUCCACAAAAAUGCUGAGGGGCUUCAUCAUUGUCCUAUCACAUUCAAGGUUUUCAAUGAAAAUGCUCACAUUGUAGCCAUCAGACAAAGUGGAAAUGUGUAUUCAUAUGAUGUGAGUGAAUAUUUCAUUUUUAGUUUUGCUUUUUUUAAAUGACCGUAUUAAUACCAGGGUUGCAUUAAUAAUCAAAUUGGCUUAUGAUCAGCUACUGAUAAUAAAUUAAUUUUAUGUAUUUUGCAUUGAAAAUGGGUAUGGAAAGAUAAUGAAAAUGGGGAGAAAAAAAGAUUAUUUGGUACUAUUUCAGGCUGUUGAAAGACUCAACAUCAAACCUUCUCACUGGAAGGAUCUCCUCACUGAUGAGCCCUUUACACGUAAAGACAUUAUCACAAUUCAGGUAGGGUCCAACAUAAAAAAAAAAGUUAUAUACAAUUGUUUUUGGUUUUUAAUUAAAUAAAUUUUCUAUACUAUUUAUUUCACAAGCAAAAUCACUUUUUUUCUCUUUCUUUGUCUCAGGAUCCAACAAAUUUGGACAAGUUCAACAUGCAGUCAUUUUAUCACUUAAAAAAGAGCCUCAAGAUAACAGAUGAUGGUAGGACAUUAAAAAUUUAAUGUACUUCUAAUUCACCAUGAGCCUUUUAACAGCAUUUCAACUUUUACUCUAUUGCAUAAAUGUACCCACCUUUUUUUUUCUAAAUAAAUUUUCAAGAAGAAAAAAAAACAUUUGUAAAACUUGAAUAAUGCAGUUAAUCAUAAUUUAAGCUCUAUUUUACGCUCUGUUUCUUUUUAAUAUUUUAAUAUUGAAACAAGGAUCUGAAUAUCUGUAACUUAAAUGUUGAACAAGUCAUUUCAUCCUACUAAAUCAUAUUUUCACCUGCUUAAUUUAACAAUGAACAAUUCAUGAUGGGUGGAGGAGGGGAGGACAGGACACAAUAAAAUAUAAAUAGUUACAAUAAAUAAUCAUGACAAUAGUUUUAAAAAGGAAACAUUUGAACACAAUCUAGAAGGCAUGGAAUUUAGCAGUUAAUUUUUUUAAUUUUUGUUGUAUAUUCUACCUUUAGAUGACAUUGAUUUCAAAGAUUCCAAAUACAACUUGAAAUCAAUCAAUAAUGAAGCUAAAUCUACAUUGGAAGAGUUGGAUAGAGACUUCAAGCCAUCUCCAUUUCUGGUAAGUUAGAAAUGCAGCUCAGAUGCCAUUCGGAUGUUUGUAUCACCAAAUAUAUCAUUAUUUAACCCUUCUGAGAUGGAGCCUUUUUGGGGUGUUGUGCCAGGAAGACGGAGCCCUUUUUAAAGCUUGUCACUCGUAUUGCAAAAAAAAAUUUUGUUUUUAAAUAAACCAAUUACUUUAUAUACAUCUUUGUAGGGAAUUAAAUGAACUAAUAAUAUAUUUAUAAAUCAAACUGAAAUCUCAACUAUCCAAAUGAAAUAUCCUGAUUUGCAUAAUUUAUGCAUGCAAUUUUGUUUUACACUUGGAAUAAUCACGUCUUACUUGCAGAAUUUUGUUAAAUUUUACUAUUUUUGAAGCCAAAAUAAGUCCUUAACCAUGUUUGAAUGAGAUGCAAUGUGAAAAACUUCAUGAAAAUUCCCCUUAUGCCUUUUUAUAUAUUUCAAUAAUUUGUUUUUGUAACUAGUUACCCCUAAAUAUGCUUACAAAAUAUGUGACGAUAUAAAAUGACAGAACACCGAAAAAAUAGCAAUGGCAGCAGUCAUUAUAAUGGCAAGAUGGGCAAGAAAUACAAGAAGCAAUCUGAUUAGUUGUUACGAAGACCAGCCAGCCAAUCUUGAGGCUUUAAUUUGGCCUUUUUUUGCCAUUCAACAUUUUCCAAGAUAUCCGCCUAACCAUCAAAAGAGGGUUUAAGAAAUGUUUGCUCUAAGUUAUGUUUGUUACUAUUUUGCUAAUUUAUGUUGUGUCAAUAAUCUACUUUUAAGACUUUUUAUAAGCAUUCAAAAGUAUGGAGGGGCUAAUAUCAGAUUUUUUAGCGUGAAUAUCAGCUCUUUCAUAUGAUCAGUCAGGAGUUAACAAGGCACAACAUAAAUGACUUUCCACUGAUCAGUCAGAAGUUAAUGAGGCACAACAUAACAGAACAAGGUAUUUGGAAGCUUGAAAUAGAAAGACUGGAUGAAAGAAAAAUAACUUUUCGUCCUGUCUUUCUAUUUCAAGCUUCCAUAUACCUUGUUCUGCUAUUUCUUCACACAGCUUGAAAGCAGUCCUUUGUUUAUUACACAAGGGUUUCAACUGAUCAGUCAGGAGUAAACAAGGCUUUUAAAAGGAACGGUUGAGGCGACAACACUAGACACAUUUGUGUCUAUUGCCUCAAGCCUUCAAACCCCUAUUGCAUGAUUUCCUCAUCAACACCAGUAACAGAAACAUUGCAAAUCCCAUCUACAUGCAUAGGAGCCAAAAUGAUCAAUAAAUUGAUCGUGGGCCCUUAAGAUAUAGAAGAAGAAUAAGAAAUGAUCAGUCUGGAACAAUGCACAGUGUCUGAAGUCUUUGAGUCUGAUGAACCAGAAAAUUUAUUUUUUUAUUAAUGUCAAAAUUUUUAAAUAUCUAACCUGCUUAAAUGGUUUUUUUCCUUUCAGGCAAAAAAAGAGGAAGACAAGAAACGAGCUGAUAAAUUCAAUGCGGUAUGUAAUAUUUUUUUUAAAUGUCCAUUUUAUUUUAUAGUUUAUAUCAAAACAUAUUUUAUUUAUAGUAGCAUUAAAUUAUGUUUUUAUCAACUUUCCAUAAUAUAUUAUAAAUACUUAAUGUCCAUAGAGUAAUUAUUUGCAUACAUUUACCCGAUGAAUGGGUUCAGUUUCUUUUAGGAAGGUUUGCUCUAUAAAACAUCACAUUUUUGAGAUUUGAUAAAUUCCAAAGCUAACCUUUAGGUAGUACACGUUAAAAAAGAAAAAAAACAAAACAAAUGAUCAAUGUUCGUUUGUAUGUUCAUUUUAGGCCCAUUACUCUACUGGCCAAGUGGCUGCAUCAUUUACAUCUACUGCAAUGGAUAGACAUACAGAGUUUGUAGCAGGUCAAUCUUUUUUUUUUAAUUAAAUUUUUAACUUCAAAGCCUGCUCGAAUUUUUUGGCUUCAAAUCUCUAUUUGUUUCUGUGAAACACUGAACAGAAAAAAUAAUAAUUAGCUAAAGGUGUUUUAUUUUUAUUAUUUGAAAUGAAAGGCAAAAGUAAUUUUAUAUUAUUAAAUAAAGAUGAUUUUUAAAACCAAAUCUUAGUUGUGCAAAUUAAAACUUAAAGAAUUUCAUACAUUUUUUUUAAAAAGUAGGAACAAUCUUUUUUUUAAAGUUGGCUGGAAAAAUUAACUCUAUUCCAGCAGUUUUGGUCUCUAAUGAUGUAAGCAAGUCACUGCGAUCCACUCUUUUUUUCAAUUUGUGUCAUUUUUCAUUUCAAUUUGCAACUUACCACCCUAAUUUUUUGAUAAAAUUUAAUAGACCUAAUCGAUGAAGAUGUUCUACGAUAUGAACGUGUGAAAAAGAAAGGCUAUGUCAGGAUCAUCACAAAUUUGGGUCCAUUGAGCUUGGAGCUUCAUUCUGACAUGGUAAAUAGUCUUCUGUGAUUAACUUUUAGUUGUUUGUUUUAUUUAUUUAAUUUUUUCAUUAUUGAAAUAUUAUAUUUGUAUCAGUCAUUCAUCACUCAGUGACCACAUCACUUUGACAUCAUGUCAGAAAAGCAAAACUUGAAGAGAUCCAAAAAAAAAUGGAAACUGAUGGCCUCCAUCUGUGUUAUUUGGGUAAAAAAAUACACAACAAUCUCAUACAAAGCUCUUUCCUCGACUGCUUAUUAAUCAACACGUACGUCACAAACAGACAAGACAAUUUGUCAAAAUAACCAUAAAAAUACUUCAUCAAGUAAAACGUGGGAAGAGCGUUCACUAGCUAAGUACUCUCUCAAAAACACACUGCUCAUAAUCAAACACAAUAUCCAGUGCGCAACAAUUAUUGGUGAACUCCCAUUCUUGACAGUAUGCUGGCUUCAUAUUCAAUGUAAUGGUAUACUGGCAGUUCAACAUUAGUAUCAUUUUGGCUCUACAUUUUGAAUGUUAAUUCUCUUCCAUAACAUUUCAGUUUUUUUUCAUAGGUAUUUAUUUAGCAGUGACCUUGGGGUUUUUUUCUAUGUGGAUUUGGGGUCAAGUAUUCUGUUAAUGCCUUUUGAAUUUGAAAUUUUACUUGCAAUAUUUUUGAUCUAGGUAGAUUUUAUAAAUCCUUGCCGUGUUUUUCUCUGAUUACACUUUAUUCCUAAAUUAACAGGAUUUAUACUAUUAAUGAUCUAAGUGAAAAUGUCAUCCAAAUUAAGAAUUUUUUUACAACUUUUAGGUUCCCAAGACAUGUGAAAAUUUUCUGAAACACUGCCUAAAUGGUUACUACAAGAAUACAAUUUUUCACAGAUCUAUUCGAAAUUUUAUGGUAAGUCCCAAAUAAUUUAGGUAUUUUAAAAACAUAACCGUGGCCUUGUAAUUGACAAGGAGGUUAGGGGUGUUAAUUUUUACAUAAUUUAAUUAAAUUCCUUCUAUCUUUAAACUCAAUAUAAUUAUAAGCUUGAUUUCUCUUUUGCUAAAAGUUUACAAUACAAUAAUAUCAUCCAUUACCUAUUAAUUUAAAACAAACUAUUUUAUUCUGUCCCAGAUUCAAGGUGGUGAUCCAGAAGGAACAGGCUUAGGUAAAACUGACAUUUCUUUUUAAAGCACAAUUGGGGAGUUGCAAACAAAAAUGUAACCUCUUAGACACUUUUUCCACUUUAUUGGGUCACAAACCAAAUUCUUACCUCAGUUUCCUUAUUGAUAAGAAAAUACAAAAAACAGUAAACAUAUCUAACUAACUUGGGCUCCAAGUUCAAUAGUGAUUCAUUAAUAAGGGUUGAAGCAAAAUUGGUUGACCCCACUUUUAAAAAAAAAAAUUCCAUUCCACCUUUAUUUCUUUUAGAUGUGCAUUGAGAAUGCCAGUUUGCUAAGCUUGGCUCCAAUUAUAUUCUAAUUAUUUUAAACAUAUGAGAUGGAAAGGCUGAAACAAUAGUUCAAAGCGUUUUGUCUCUCAUUUCUCUAGGAGGUCAGUCGAUAUGGGGCGCACCGUUUAAAGAUGAGCUGAAGCCAAAUUUAACUCAUACAGGGCGUGGAAUCUUGAGUAUGGCUAACAGUGGGCCCAAUACUAACAAGUCACAAUUGUAAGUAUUUGAUCAUUUAGUUUAGAAAUUAUAACACUGAACAAAAAAGAUGGGGGAAGUACAUUAUUGCAUCAUUUUCUAGAAUAUCAAGAUCCUCUUUUGUGAGUCUGCGACUAUUGAAGUCCAAUAACACUAAUUGCAUUGCACAUAUACCUGGAAUGAUUUUAUUUACUAUACAUAUGCAAAUUACUGAGGCUGUUUCCUUAUGUAACUGACAAUGAAAUAGCUAUGCUGCUAAACUGUUGUUUUCAUCAGUCAUGGUAUAUUAUUAUUUUAUUAUCAUUGUUCAUUUUUUAGCAAAUAUUUGAGAUUGGCAUAAAAGUCUUAAUAUUUCUCUUAAAACACCCUUUCCCCUAUGCAACAUCAUUCCCACCACUUCUGCAUGAGCCUGUGAAUUUUUGUGUUAAUUACCAGUAAAUAUAUUUUUUGUCCUUUUUCAGUUUCAUUACCUUCAGAUCAUGUCGACAUUUGGAUGGAAAGCAUGCAGUAUUUGGAAAGUAAGUUGCAUUGGAUCAAUAAAGUAAAUGUUGAAUAUUAAAUUAGUUUGGCAAUUUUUAAAUUAAAUGGCAGUGGUCACAUUUCGCUGAUAACGUAGCAAAAUUUUAGAUUUAGAAAAAAUAUCAACUAGUUUUAAGACUUUAUCUUGAAAUAAUUUCUAUGCUUUGUUCAUUUCAUUAAUCAUUUAAUUUUAAUGAUAAACAUCAUUUUUUAUGUACCUUUUCCCCAUGAAAAAUCUCCUUUGAUACGUGUUCUUCCUUCUGAUGUUAUAUAAAUUUUUCUUGUGCAGAGUUGUUGGUGGUUUGAAAACAUUGGAUUUGAUGGAGGCAGUAGAAGUAGACAAGAAAGACAAACCAAAGGUGAGUACAUUUCCACUAAAUUGCAUCUAUAACUUGUGUUGUCAAAUAUUUGGUCCCAUGUCAAAAUAUUCUGGCUCAUAUCAAAUAUUUUGUUGUCUAAGGUUGACGAGCUAUAGAUCUCAGAGUUGUGAGGAUGUCUCUACUCUUAUAGUCGGACGACCAUUAGGAUCUCUAAGUUUCUCUGAAUGGUGACACUUAUACUCUGUUAGUCAAGGCACUGACUCCAUAAGAUAAUACUCUAUUUACUAUUAGCUUUAUCACAUAUAGCAUGUCAUGCAACAUCACCUCCAAAAAUCCGGAGAUACCCAGCAAUAAUCACUAGUUCACAAUAUGUCUGUCGGACUCAGCAACACACACACUCGUCCGUGAACAUAAUACAACUACUCCUCGUGACUAUGACACAGCUCCUCUAUAUUUUCCCCUCUCAACCCUUAACGACAAGGACAUUCUCACGCCUCGUUCACUCAAACUUGCACUGGUUUGUGACAUGAAAAGCGUUCACCCUCACUCACUAACCUCAUUUGUCACAAAUUCAAAACACACACACACUACAUCUGAUUUCAUGACCUUGACAUGUGUCACACAAAUUGUCUGGUAGUGACAGAACUAUGUUAUUUCUUCAUCAGUUCUGAGAAUUACCUUUUUUGUAUUUAAUUUUGCCGUAUUCUGGAAAUUUUGAUAACAAAAAGUAAUUUCAAUUGCUGCCUUUUUUAAUCGGCUCUAAUAAUACAGAGCCGUUCUUAGGAGUUUUGGGGGCCUAAGCAUGGAGCGUAGGUUGGGGGCCCCGGAAGGGGGGGGGGGUCCGGGGGUGGAGCUCCCUCGAGCUGAGGAGAAAAACCACCCACCACCGCAGACUGCAGUAGUGCCAAUUAAAAAAAAAAAACGUGGGAUCAAGGGUGCCUCACGGGGGCCCCAUCACGUUCGGGGCCCUACGCGGAUGUGUAGUCAGCGUAUGCCUAAGAACGGGCCUGAAUAAUAGUCAAGAAGAUGGUCACUGUCCAUGCUAAUCUUUUAUGAAUAUAGAAGAAAAUAAUAUAAUAUAUGUGAAAAGAUUAAACCAGCAGUCAUAUCACAUAUUGGUAGUUGCCAAGUUAAUGAAAUGCUCAUUAGUUUUUCUGAAAAAAAUUUUCCCACCUAAACUAUACACAUAAUGGGGGUUAGUGUUAGGUGUGUCACAAUCAAUUAAACGUUAUGUUUAUGUCCGAAUGCUGGUACCCAACAUGUUCUCCACAUUUUCAGUUUGCUUGUAACUUGUAUUUGUUGUUUGUGUCACUGUUAAAGGACUGGUACAAGUGAUCUUUAUGUGGUGGAAAAUUUUCUUGUAAUCUGAUCUUCACUGCACAUUUUUGUUGUAAAAUAAGUUGGUUUGUUCUCCAAAAUUUUGAAAAGUAAUUUUUGUCUUAAUGAGGGCACUGGUUUUUAUUAAAGGAUAUUAACCAUUGUCAAGGCAGUAUUUACUGUUAAAAAUGAAGAAAUUCAUUAUCACCUCAUUUCCUAAAAUAAAGGUUUGCUUUCCAGACUUUCCUUAACAUAGUUCACUUAGUUUUCCAAACUUUUUAAAAGUAGGUUUGGAAACAAACUUUUGCUUUUAAAAAAUAUAUAACAGUUACCUGUAUAACUGCUUUGAGACCCUAAUUUUUUACAAAAUAAUAGUAAUUUAUAAAUACAUAGGCUACAUCGUUUGAGUUUAUUAGUAUAAGUAUUGUACAUAGAGUUAUUAACAAUUAAAAUUUUUAAUAAAAAAAAAAAAUUAUAAAAAAGCACCUCAAUGGAAAUCUUUUUUAUUACAAAAUAUUAGUAAUAUUAUGUACAAGGUAACUUAAAAGCAAUUAUUAAUGCAUGUAGUAUUUAUUCAUCUUAAAUACAGUUUUAAACAUGGUGCAAAUUAUUGGCAGUUGAGUAAUAGAUGUAUUGAAAGAUGCUAAUUUUCUCAACAACUUUUUAAAUUUAUUGGUAGAAUAGAUUACAGCAUCACAUUUUGUGCCAGCAUUAGAGUUGUAGCAUAGACUUUGCAGUCUAAAAGAUAUUUAAAUUCUUACAUGGUUACACCCUUAUGUUAGCCCAGUCUCUCAUGCCUUUCCUCUAAGUUGUGGGCAUCAUCACUAUAAUACCAUUUAUUUGGACAUGUGUGAUUUAAUAAACAACAGUUGCAAUAUUUACAGAAUAAUCUUACAUUAAGAAAGCUUUCCGCUACUCUCUCAUUGUGUGAUGAUCUGAAAUGGCUGGCCUCGCCCUGUGAGAGAUUUGAUAACUUCUGCUGCUGAAGAUGAAAAAGCACCCCCUCCAUCUGUAAUACCAUCUUUAUCAUCAAUAACAUGAGAUACAUAAUAUGUGUUUCCACCAACAUUUUGAUCUCCAUCCUCCUGUCUUUUUUCAAGUAAUUUAAGCUCAAGUUCAAGUUUUUUGUUUUCUAAUUCUAACUUUCUGGCUUCAAGUUCAAGUUUUCGGUUUUCAAGUAAAAGCUUUCGCCGUUUAAGUUCUUGGUAUGCAUCACUAGAUUUCAUUUCACUGGCAGUUAGUAAUCUUUUUGUGCCAUUACCAAUUAAUCUUGGCAGGGGGAAUGUUGAUGCACCUGUUGAGUUUCCACCUCCAUCAUCAUUACCCUGUCCAUCAUCCUCUUCAUCAAAGAUCUGAUUACCAAUGCUUGCUAUUCAUUGGAAAAAAUAAAAUUAAAAGGUUACAACCAUUUAUUUUAUAAAUAUUUUAGUAACUGCAUACAAAAUGUUAUUAAUGAAUGACCCAGUAUAUAUUAAGAUUCCUUCACACAAAAAAACAAAUAAAUAAAUGCUUCAGAAUUAAAUUUCUACUUCUGUAAGUAGAAAUAUUCUCUAUUUUUUAAAUAUUUGAUGAUGAGCAAACUUAUGCAAGUUAAACCUUAAAUGGAUAAAAUAUAAAAGGCAUAAAUGAAAUCACUCUCUUUGGGUCAAUUUUUAUCCCCUUCUCCAUCCUUACAAAAAGUUCAAACCCUCCCCUUCAAAAUAUUAUGCCACAAACCUAUGGCCAAUCAACAUUCUCCCAAGAACAUUUCCUAAAAUAAUUUUUCCAUGUCAACUAUUUUUCUUCCCAUCCCACUUCACACACUCAUAAUACCCAGAAUUCUGUCCUCUACUUUUUUUUUUUACAUAAUUUAUCAUGACUUUCAAUGACACCUCGCAUCCUGUAUACCAGUGCUCGGCAGUAGUUAUAAGCUCAGUAAUAAUCGUGGUGAUCAGAUUUUAAAAUUGAAUAUAUUGCAUCAAAUACAAUCAGUCAAAAUCAAACAUUCACUAAAUUAAAGAAUGAAAAUUUAAUCAUGUAAAUUGGUGUAUAAAUUCAUUUAUAAUGGUAAAAAUUAGUUAUUCAGUAAAAGUUGUUCUUUUUUAGUUCUGCUUUCUAUGUGAGGUCACAUUGCUUAAACACCUUCUCAUCAUGCAUGGUCACCCAAAUGUGACACCCCAUCUCCCGAUGGGUGACCUCAUUUAUGGAUAGUCCCUGAUAGAAUAAAUGAUAAUUUUUUAAUUUUUUUUUUAAUAUUCAAUCCUUUUUUAUUGCAAACCAAAUCCAAUUUUUUUGUUUCAAGCUUACUUUCUGUGUCAACCAUUUGUCCUCCCUCUCCUUCCUCCAUCUUAGUGAGCAUGUAGCGUGUUGAGUUUACUCGAGACAUUCUAAACAUUUGCUGCUUUGGGGUUUUUGUCUCCUCACGCGGCUCUAAGUCAUGAUUGUGCUGGUCAAAUAAUUCAUAAACAACAAGAUUGUGCAAAUCCUCAGCAAGUCUUAGAAGAAUUCGCAUUGGGCAACCUCUUCGUUUUGAUCUAGAUGUUAAAAUUUGUAAAGGUGUAAGUGAUUAUAAAUCAUGUGUGUGGUCCAACUGUGGUAUAAAUAAUUUUAUUGAAUUCUUUUUAUAGAACUUUAAAACAGAGUAAGUUAUUUCAACAUUCUUGCUAACCCUGAAAUUAAAAACUUGGAAAUCAAACAGAUAACUGAAACCUUUUUUUUUAUUUUGUAAUCCAAUAUGCAGUAUGUACUGUUUUUUUGGUCUUAAUAAUAUGCUAUGAAUGCUCAUAAAUUCACAUAAAUAAACUUAUAUAUUAACUGUAAAUAUCUUACACAUGAUUAGGUUUGACUUUUCCUUUAGACCGAUAUUCUCCAUGGUACUCGCAAGCAUAAGAUAGACGAUAGUAAAUAAUUUCCUUGUUAACCACAUCCAUUAGUUUAGGCAUUGUUUUAGCUAUUCUCCCAAGCAGUUUUGAAUCUUUUACUAUCAGCUGGACAUUAUUUGCUCGUUGGUAGCGAUCAAUUGCAUCUUUCAAACUCUCAAAUGAGGGAAACUUUUCACCUAGUACAAUUUCAGGCAUUUUUGAAAAUGUUUACUUUAUUGUACCUGAAAGACAACCAAUUCUAAAGAGAAUUAUGAUGAAAUAUAUUAAUUGAUUUUUUUACAUUGUUUUAGUAAUAAUAAUUUGCUGAACAAACAAUCACUACCUUUGUAUUAUAUAAUAAUGAGUAUUUAGUCAUUUAGUUAUUACGUAAAGCCUCAGCCUAAACUUAAACCUAAGUAAAGCACAUAGGUGAUAUCAGCGUAGGUGACAUCAGCGCAUGCAUUAUAUUAUUUAUAUUUAUAUUUCAACAAAAAAUAUAAUGGUUAGAAGGCAGGGUCCUAUGCCUAUAAUAUCCGCCUAUAAACUUAAGUCUUACAGGAUUGCCAUUGACAAUUGAUAUGCACAUUUAAUUAUUGACAUAAAUAAAUAUGACAUUGCCUAAGCCUAAAAUUUCAUUUAUUAAACCUAUUAUUAACUAUUUAAUUUAAGCUAAUUAAUAAUUCAAAUAAUUCAAAUUCAUUUAAUUAAUUCAUACUUUCAUUGUUUGAAAUUAAAUAAACAGUGGCAAUGACCAAAAUGUUAAAAAUUUAUAGGAAACUUUUGAAAGGCUAAUGUAUUUAAGGCUAAGGAUGAUUUAAUUAUUUUUUUUUUCUUUACAAAGAUUUUUUCAAAAAAUACAUUUUACAAUUUAAAAAUAAUCGACAUAGCUAUUUUGCUACGGUAACAUUCGGGACAGCUUCGGUCUCUGUUGACUUCAUACGGUGCUGGAGAUCUUGUUCUAUUUAUAGAUCAGUAAACGUAAAAUCGUAUUUAGUGCUCAAUCUUCUUUUUAAAUGGGGAAAGCUAAUUUUCAAAAGAUCACCUGAACGUAACCGAUAUUAGCAAAAACAAUGUAGCAUACCUAAAUUUAUUGACAUUUAAGACGAUAUGUUCAAAAUUUCUUUAGAGACAAACUUCUUGGGCCAGGAAUCACGGAAAAUGUCGGAAGUUUUGCGAGGGGGGAGAUAACGCUUAAUUUAUUUUUAAAAAUUGUGAUGACACUCGCUAAGUUUCGCUCUUUUAUUAUUUUUUUUUUAAGCUUUUCAUUUUUAGAUAAUGGUUGUAAACUGAAAUGUCGUAGAUAUUUAAGCAUUAAAGAAACUGUUGCAAUAUUAUAAAUAGUUUCAAUUUUUUUUUAUUUUAAUAAAAUAUCAUGCUUUGUUACUGAGAAUAUAAUAUAUGUUCCCUGUAACUGUAACUUUAUUCCCUACUUAAAUUUUUUUAAACAAAACUCAGUUCAUUUUGAUGUAAAAUAUAAACUUAUGACUUAUGUCCUAAAUUUAUCCCUAAACCUAACCUGAAUCCUAAACUUAUCCCUUACCUGGGUUUUGACCCUAUCGGAACCAGGGACAAAACUCGCAAAUGACGUCAGGGUGCUAUCUUUUCACAUUGACAUUAGCCAAAAAUAAUUAUAGUAUAAAUUUAAUUUAGGUAGAAUUUAGCAGCACUUUUUGCUAUUAUUAUCAUGCCCUGGGUUUUUUCUCUACAUACUAUUAUUUGAAUCACAAAAUUUUUUUGUAGCAGGGUGUGGAAAGCAAAGCUGCGCCCAGGGCAAAGCCUGAAUUUAGGCGAUCUCCUACCAAAACAGUAUAGGCCUACACAAAUUGUUUUGAAAAAAUAUAAAUGAUGAAUUUCAAACAAUUUGGAAUGCUGGAACCCCCGCCCCCCUUUUUCCCCCAACCAACCUGAUUUAUAGUAGUAUUGAACUGUAUAUAGCAAAAAAUAAUAAAGCUUUGUGUACAAAUUAAGAUGAAAAGUCAGGAUUUGUUUUCUACACACAGAUGCACUGUUGUUAAGCAGUAGCUAGGGUUAGUGCCAUCCAGGGCUGACCACGAGUUUUGCCAUUACCACCCACAAAAAAGCUCUGCAGUCAGCCCCUCGAUGUAUAGGAAAAAGUCCUUGGCUUCUCCUGCCAGUGUUAAGAAGGAAUUUAUGGCCUAAUAUACCACUCCCCUUUCAACUAAAAGUAAAUUUAAAUUGCAUACGGUAAAUUAAGAUUAAAUCUAAAGGCCCUGUACAAAGCUGUACCGGGUACCCUAAUUUCAUAUCUCAAGCAUUCCGUAACUAAGAGUAAAAUACCCUUGAAAACUAGACAUAGACAACAUUAAGUUAAUAAAAAGUUGUUAAAAACGUGAUACCCAGCCCCUCCCAAUUUAUUGGUACUGGCUUUAUCAUUAAUGCAAAUGGUAAAUCAGUUACAGCAUCUAAACCUAUACCGUAAUUUUUAGUCACAUUUUAAAUAAGAUUUAGAGGCAGUAUUUGGUGGGGGAAUACAACAAAAAAGGAACAAACACUGAGCUCACAUUUGUCUGGAGAUUUUUAUGUAGACAAAAAAAAAUUAAAUAAGUAAAUUUGAAGAAAUGCAGAAUAUUUUCUUUUUUAUCAUUUUUAAAUUUUUAACUUCAUCUCUAAAAAAAGGGAUUAAAGUUUACAUAAUGCAACAUAACAAAAACAAUAGUCAUUAGCAAGAACAGUGGAAACAAAAUCUUACCCCAUUAUUUUAACCAAGUUGGAUUAAGCCUGCACCCUGAAUAAAGUGCAGGUUUUGGCAAUAGAAUUUUUUAAUUAGCGUUUAGCCUCAUCAGAAUACUUCGCUAAAAAGGAAAGUAACAAAAAACACUUAACAAUCACUACCUAAAUAUUUAGGUUGCUGGCAAUGAUUAUCAAUGAUAGUAGGAUGGCAUGAGUGAGUUAGCACAUUAUUAAACAGGAUUUGAAACAUGAAUACUCUUAUUUUACCAUUGCCAACCAUCAGUUAUUUAUACAGUAGGUUUAGUAGCAGUUGCACUGAAUUACGACAACAAUCAACAAUUAUUUUUUUAAUCAAUCAAAUUGAAGAAAUUGGUUGUUUUGGUAGAUGGCAAGGUAAUAUAAUUGUGCAAUAUUGAUUGCACUAAAAAGUAAACUAAUCCUUACUGACUAUCAAGCGAUGGUAACAGAAAAAUAUACAUUUUAAAAUCUUUCUUUACAUUAUGAUCAUCACAUUCUGCUUAUUUACACAUUUAUAUUUCACUUAGUUAGCUUGUAGAAAAAUUGUUGUGUCACGACCAUGCCCUGAUCCUGAAAUAUCAGCUGCAAAAUUUUUCUCCAUUUUCCGAACUUCAAGUUCCAAUUUUAAAUUUGCAAGUUCCAGAUGUUUUGUCUCGAGAAUCAGUUUUUGCUUUUCAAGGAGCAAUUUCGAUUUCUGAAUUUCUAUCAAUUCCUUUGUAGCCAUGAGCAAUUCUGGAGAACUUUGUAUUGCUGAACCUACAAGUCUUAGUGGAAAUGGUAGAAGCUGACGCUUUUUACGAAAUUCAUCAUCAUCAGAGUCUGAACAAGUUGAUUCUGAAUCAAGUGGGGAUUCAGGCUGACUGUGUUCUUCUUUCGUAGAAUUUUCAUCCUCAUCACUCACAGAGUCAUUAACAUGAUUAUCGUCCAAUUCUUCAUCAUCAACAUUGUUCUCAUUUUCAUUUCCAACAUCUUUUGGGACCUUCUUUUGAGAUUUCUUAGGUGGCUUUUGCUUAAGAUGUGAUACUGACAAACGUUUCUCUAAAAAUAGGAAGAAGAGGACAACUGUUAGACAAAAUAUUGAAUAAGAAAUAAAAAACUCUUAAAAAAUAAAUUACCUUAAAGCAGCAACAACCUUCUAAUUUCAAACUAAAGGGAUGCAGCUCUUACACAUGGGAUUCUAAAAAAAAUAUCUAUUUAAAAUACAGUGAAACCCUGUAAUUGCAAGAUAUUUGGUUCCUUAACAUUUCGAUCGCUUUGAUAACGAUUUUGCAAAAUUCUGUGAAAAAAGCGUUGGGUUUUUUAAAAAGUAGGAAAUAGGGGAUUUUUUUUUUUUUUAAAGAUUUUUUAACCUCGUGAAUAUAUAUUUGUUGUAUGGUACUUUUUUUUUUUCAUUUGCGGAUGAAUAUACAGGCCACAACAGCAUUAUAUCGGAAUUCAUCCGGGGUCUCAUGGCAAACGUUUUACCUUCAAAAUGGCUUUCUACUUUUAAACUUUAGACAGUUUAUUGGGUGCUACAAACCAAUAAUUAUUUAUCAAAGGCUUUAACCUUAAUUCUCCUUUUUCUUUUAAAAUGGAACAAUUUAAAUUUUAAGUACAGUAUAGUACAAUCUGAAAAGAAAAACGUAAGAAUUUAAUGAUUUGUUUGUUGUUUUAAAUUUGCGUCACUAAUUGAAUAGAUAAACAUUAAAAACGUUGCUGUAAUGUGUACUGUACAAGCUUCUAAAGUUAGUAAACAUAGCACUGUGAGAAUUUUUUUUUUAAAGAGAUAAAUCAUAUUAAUUAUGGCCAUCAUAUACUAUAUUACUACCUGCUUUUUUCCUCCUUCCCUUGUUGCACCCGUAAUUUUUGCAGAGGUUAUGAGUCUAUGCCUUAGGUAUCAAAAUAUGUCUUAAGUCUAAUGGGUUGACUACAAGCAGGGGAAAAACAAUGAAUUGAUCUAUAAGAACAGCUGACAUACCAUUUUUGUUUACAUUAAUCAAUGGUGUGUCAUUUUGCUCAUCAUCGUCAUCCACACCAUCUUCAAGUUUGCGCUUCAAUCUAGAGAUUCUGUAUAGUUGCUGACGAGGGGUCAUCUGGAAGGUUGUCCGAUCAAUGUCAUGGUUGUGUGUCUCAUCCAUGUCAAAUAAGACAAGCUUCUGGAGGUCAGGGGUGAGCUUGAAUCGAAUAUACAUGGGGCAGUUUAGGCGCUUCUGACUACGGAUGAUAAUAAAUAUAUUAGUUAAGUUAAAAUAAAUCUUAGGCAUAGUUGACCUCUCAUUUAAAGCAUCAAUGAGAUAAUUUAAAACAAUACCUUCAUUUUAAUGCUGUAAAAAUUAAAAAUUAGCCACAAUUAGAGUUAAACUAAAGUGUGAUGAGGUCCAAACUAAGCUCUGCUAGUAAUAAAACAGUGAACACAAAUUAUAUGCAUUUAUAUACCGGUACGGUAAAUUUUUUAAAUUAUAAGCAUGUUCAAAGUCAUACUGUUACAAUAACUAUAUUUUCAAAUUUUACUACUAACCCUACAUUCUUGAUUCUACCAGUGGGUUUUUGCUUAAGUUCCCCAUGACACUUGCAGCAAUAGGUGAUAGAAUGAUACAUCAAGCUCUGGUUCACUAAAUGAUAAACUUUGGGAAUAACCUGAAAAAGUGAAUUGUGAUAAUGCAAGGCAAACACUAUAAUAAAACUUAUUUAUAAUUUGUUUUAAAUGAAUGCAAAAUAAAAAUAUCAAUUUCUUAUUCAACAUUCUUUCUAAAAGUAGUGCUUGACUAAAUUAUUAUUGAAGUUUAUCUGAGGGUGAGUAACCAGUAUUAUUAAGUAUUCAAUUAAAUGACAUUUCAAUGAUUAGAAUAAGAGCAGCUUUAAAAAUAUUAAAACUGAAUUUAUACAGAAGAGGAUGGAUGAUAUCUAGUUAGUGCAGGAAUUAAUGUAGUAUUUUGCAUUGGCCAUAUUAAUCUAAAACAUGUAUAUAAUUGUAAUUAUAGUUUCCCAACCUUCCGAGUCGAUUCCGCUUUCAAAAGUUUUGAAUCUUUUACAAUCAGUUGCACAAAAUUUUCUCUCUGGUACUUGUCAAGAGCAUCUCUUAAUUCUAAGAAAGUGCCAAAUUCAACCAAGAGUUCAAUUUUUGGGAAUUCUGAUUUAAAAUUGGAUGCUUCACCAACUGUAAUUGUAAGAGAAGAUUCUGCUUCCUUUUCUUUUGAACCUGUAGCUUCUUUCCUUAUUGAGGUUAAUAAAUUUCUUUUAGCCUCAGUCAUUUUUGUUUCUUGAGAAUUAAUGAGUUAUCUGAAAUUUUAAAAAAAAACAGUAUAGUAUGAACUGUAAAUUAACUCAAGUUAAGCAAAAUCUUUAUAAAAUGUGAAUUUCUUAAAGUAAGACUGAAUUAUAAUCCUCAGGGGAGAAAUAAUAUAAACUGUGAUAAUGCAUAGGCCAACAUGAUGAAAUUAUAUUAAUAAUAAUUAUUAUUAUAUUUAUAUAUAUAAAUAUACUAUAGACUACAGUAUAGGCCUAUGUCAUUUUCGAAUAAUUCAUACAUUCAUUAUGACUAAUGAUACAUCCAGAACAAAAAGUAUUGCUAACGUUCUCCUUUUUUUAUAUCAUAUAUGGCAUUAUAUUUAUAUGGGUACAACACACACACUCACACACUGGUAGUGGUCUGAUUUUUUUUAUUAAAAUUGACAAAACCUUUUUAAACUUUUUAUAAUAAUAAUUUAUAUAUUUUAAAUGGCAUGGCCAUUUGAAUUUGAUGUAAUGCUUCCUACCUAAGUCUAUGCCUAACCUAACCCCUAAUUCACUGCAACUAUAAAAGACGUUGUGGCAGCCGUCCUUAACAUAAUUCAUUAUUAGUUAUUAGUUAUUAGCCUACCGGUACCUCUCACGAUGUCGAUACGAAUUGAUCGUGGUCCCUUAAGACUCCUUAAGACUUAAGAUAUAGAAUAUAGAUGAAGAAGAAAACUUUCAACAAGUAGUAGUUAGUAGUAGCCUUCACAAAACUACAUUCAUAACAUUAUUAUUUUUAAAAGCAAUAAAAAUCAUGUGUAAUCCUAACAGUUGAUCAAAUACUUUUUUUUUAAUCUAGGUGUUUAUAACAUUUACAGAGAUAUUACAUAAACCUCUGACUGAAUAUAAAUUGUAAAGUAUCGUAACGCACGCCUUUUAUGUUACAAAACUAUAACUUUUUUAACGAAUUUUUAUUUUUACAGAUUAUACUUUUGUUUUUCAUUUAAAAUAAUUCAACUGGUUAAAUACUUUACAUGAAUACACUAAUCUGUCUUUGUUUGAAUUAUUGUAGUUUAAAAUAAAAUUUUAAAAAUGUAAGUCUUAUCGAUAUUUCUUGUUCAAUAUUAUUCACAUUUUACUGACGGGUUGGAUGAAAUUCAUGUCCAUUAAAAAAAAACGGUACAAUUACAGGGAUUGCGGCCUAUUCGGUUGGAUUUACUAGGGUUACCGAAAACACCGGAGACCUUCCCACCGUCUCAUUAUCAGGGGCUCUAGCAAAAAGGGGUGGGGUAUGUUGAGAGUAUUAGUAUUAUAUAUCUAGUUUUUAUAUUUACUUUUCCUAAUCAGUCUGCUGAAAUAAUAGCUACCCAAAACCUGGCAAUCAAUUGAAUGAAUUUUUAAAAUGUUCCCCCACCCUUUUUAAAUAAAAAAUAUUUAAAUUAUUUCCUUCAAUUUUUGGUUUGAAACACCUCAGCUCUAAGUCUGGCGCAUUUUGAGAAUGGGCCGGAUUGAAUGUGGUUUAUUAUUGUCAUUUAUUUUUAUGGACUAAAAAAAAAUGAGUGAUGCAAUCUAAACAUAUUUGAUAUUAAUAUUAAUAUUUUACCUGAGUCUGAGCCCCUAAAAUUUUACAAGGCAAGGUAAAAAAUUUAACUAUUCAAUAACCUCUUUACGACAAAUUUAGUAGCAUAUAUUUUAUAGCCAAAUAAUGCUGUAUUUUUUUAAAGUUUAAAAAUUAUAUUUAUUUUUGUUUAAAAUUUUUUAGACCGAUAUAAUCAUAGAGGACUGCAUUGUGUUCUCAGACCCAUAUGAAGAAGCUGAUGAACAAGUAAGAAGAUAACAUAUUUUACAAAAAUAGACAUUAUCAUUCCAGUAUUUUUUAAUUUGUUUUAAUUUUGAUCAUUUAAUAUAAUAAUAUAGUGUCUGCGAUUUAAAGAUGUCUGUCAGAGGGACAUGAAAGCAGCCAAAAUACAUACAAGUGACUGGGAGUGUAAGGCAAAAGACCGAUCUACGUGGCGCACAGUUGUCAAAGAGGGCGUCAUGGUAGCCGAGGAGCGAAGAAUGGAAGAGGCUGCAGACAGAAGAGCUAGGAGAAAGGCCAAAACAUUUGGAAGCACAGAACUCGUGUGUAAAAACUGUGGUAAAGACUGUCACUCAAGGAUAGGACUGCACAGCCACUCGAGAAAAUGCAACCCAACCCAAGGGUGAUGCACCAUCGUCUCACGAGACGGAAGGAUGCCGAUAUAUAUAGUGUUUUUUAAAUCUAUAAGUACAGUAUUUUAUUUGAUAUUCUCAAUCAACUGGAAUCAGUCAUUGUACAUAAACAGUUUGUAAUAUUUUUUUUGUUCUCACAAAUCAUAAAUAUCUAUUUAAAUUUUUUUUUUUAUUGUUUUUUUUUUCUAGUUAAAAAAGGAGCGUGAAGAAGAGGUGGACAAACAGAAGAAAAAAACAGAAGAAGAGCGAAAAAAGAAAAAAAGUAAAGAAGAUGGUGCUAUGAAAAUUUACAAGCCAGGAGUAGGGAAAUACAUAAGUACAACAGCUAUGUAAGUAUAAAGCUCUCAUGUGGGGUAGGGAGGGGGUGACUGUCCCAGGUGGCACACUCCAGGAUCAUUACCAGCAUUUAAAUGCUAGGUGUCUUAAAAGUGCACUUUUGGGAGUUUCUCCUGAUGGCAUUAAGUCAUGAUUAACUGAUCCCUUUUAAUGGUAUCAUAGUUAAUAUUGCAUUUCUUUGAAAUAUUUCCUCACACCUUACAUUUACAUAGCUGAAAAACCUUAAAAAUAUUUUCAAUUGAGUUGAAAUUUGAUGGUAGUGUUAUAGUUUAUCUUAUUCAUACCUUACAUUCAAUCAUCAAUUGAGGUAUGAGUUAAUCAGUAUAACUUAUAACCAUGCCUGAUGUUUGUUUCAAGCAUGUAUACCUUAAUUUUGAAAAGUUAACACCUGAUAAGCAAAUCAAAUAGUUGCAGAGAAAUUUUUGGUAAAUCGUUUUUACACAUACUGAAUAUCAAAGUGUUGGCAAUAAUUUAUUUUAAAAAAGUCUCCAAUUGUAUUUACUCAUUUGUAAACAAAUAAAAUCACUGCAUUGGAAAUUAAAUAUUUAAAUUUAAAAAACUCAAGAACAAUACAAUUACUUCUUUUAAUAGUUAAACAUUGUUUAAAUUGUAAUCUCUCUAGCGCGCUAGUAAUAUCAAGCAUAUUGCUGUUUUGUAGGAAAAGAGCUGCAACAGCCAACACAGAGGAUGACUCAGGAGCGGAAGCUAAAAAGAAGAAAAGUGCAUCCUACAGUUUUGGGAGCUUUAGCUCAUGGUGAUGUGUAAAUAUAAUUGUUUUAUUGAAAUAAUUUCCCCUCGUGAAGCUGUCAAAUACUUUGUACAAAACUAUUAACUACAUUCAUUUGUAAAAUGCUGCACACCAUGAAAAAAAAAUGUUAAUAAAAAUCACAAUUUUGCGUUUUCAUUUUUCAUAGUAUAACAGAGAAGGGG